UUUUUAUUUUUUCGCCUUCAGAAACUCCGAAAAAUCAACAAAAGUUUCAACCUCCAAAAACCUCCAAAACCCUAAUCAGAUUUUCAUAUUUCCACACUUCAAUUCAAUCCCAUUUCACAAAUCUAUCAAUUUUCGCCAACUUAAUUUCACCAUUUUAGACUCGUUAAGCAGCUUAAUUAACUACACACACAAAUUUGGGAGUAAUAAUGGCUGGUUCUGGAAGCUUCGCGGUGUCGCGGAGUCAUGGCGGUGACCGAUUCUACAAUCCUCCUGCUAUGCGCCGGCACCAGCAGAUGCUAUUACAACAGCAACAGCAGCAGCAGUUACAGAAACAACAACAACAACAGCAGCAGCAGUUGCAGAGAGCAGCUAAUAAAGCUGAGGCGCCUGCUGCUGAGGCGGCUGGGAACCGGACGGACUCGGACGAUUCGACUACGACAUUGUCUAAGACGCCCUCCGUUUGCUCCGCUGCUUCGCCGCCACGGCCGCCGCCAGUAAAUGUUACUAAUUUGGAUAGUUUGAUUGAAUCUGUUACUCCCUUCGUGCCCGCCCUGCAUUUUUCUGAGGUGAAUGUAAGAGGCCGUAGAACUAGGGAAGCAGAGUCAAAUCCCUAUUAUUGCCUUGGGGAUCUCUGGGAAGCUUUUAGUGAGUGGAGUGUCUAUGGAGUGGGCGUACCACUAUUGUUGAAUGGGAAAGACUCAAUUAUACAGUAUUAUGUUCCUUUCUUAUCCGGCAUCCAGUUGUAUGUAGAUCCAUCUAAGCCAUCUUCACGCCUUAGGUAAGCCAACCUUUGAUGUUCUUUUUCUAUUUUCGUGCUAAUUAGUCUUUUAAUUGGUAUAUAGUUAUUCACCAUUUCUCCGAAUGCUUAUUCUGCUUGCCAUCUAAAUUGGUAUCCACUUUAGCCAUGCUUCGUAAUUUUUCAAUUGCUCAGUUCAGUUUGAGUGGGUUACAAAAAUAUAUAUUCAAUUUGAGCGGAUUACAACAUAGACGCACAAGCUUUAACUUGGACGUGCAUUGAGUUCACUGUUUCAAUUGCCUAAUUCCUUGAGAUGAGGAUAUUAUUGUUGUUCCAUUGCCACAAAACGCUCUUAAAGGAACCAUUGCAAUAAAAAUGCUCCAAAAUUGGUUCUUCUUUUUCCUAUGUUGUUGAAAUCACCCCCCUUAUGAGAGACUUUAAUAACUCUCCAUGCCGCAAAUGGGAUGUUGGGAUGAUUAGGAUGAAUAGAAUCUUCAGAGGGAAUAGGAUUCACUUGGAAUCAUGGAUUUUAUGACGUUGAAGUGUAGUUUAAGACACUGCUAUUUGGUAGUCAUUUAUGGGAAUAUCUUUUCAUUGCAAAUGAUGCCUUAAAAUAGAAGCUAAGGGGUAGUUAUUUCAUAAUUUUGCUUAGGAUGGCGAUCUAUUCUUUUUGAUAACUUACCACGUUUACUAAAUUGCAUGUGAUGGUUGACUGUUUUAUAUUGCAGUCUGUUAUUUUGUCCAUAUCAUCUAUCCACAGCCUCCAACUCUUGGAGGGAUAUUUCGUAUGCAUUUUGUGGAAGUGUGAUGUGAUUCAUAGAAAGCUUUAUGCUGCUUGUUGAAGAAAAUUGAGAGUACCAACUUGAUAGGUACAUUAAAUAGACAAGAGUAUAUUGAGAGUAUCAACUUGAUGGUUGCAUUA
Messenger RNA from Nicotiana tabacum (common tobacco), 1658 nucleotides. NCBI's taxonomy places the organism in Eukaryota, Viridiplantae, Streptophyta, Magnoliopsida, Solanales, Solanaceae. The record is from RefSeq and is a predicted model, not a curated record.